GUGCACUCAAAUUCACAUGACUAUAACACACAUUUGAAUGGUUGUAUACACUUCAUUAAUUGUAAUUCACUAUUAUUGUGAUAUAUAUAUACCAUAUUAUUAUUAGUAGUAGUAGUGGUAUUAUGACAGAUUCUAUAAGUGUCGAAUAAUGUGAAAAUGUUCUUCACUUAUAUAUAAUUUCUAAAUAAAGAGACAAAUUAGAAUGAUUACCACCAAUUAAAUUAUUCUCAGUUUAUGAUUGUACUAUCAAGUGAAUUGUAAUAAGUCUUGUAAACAGAUAUCUAUUGUUGAGUACCAAUUAUAUAUAUAUAUAUAUAUAUAUAUAUACGUUUAUUCAUAAGUCGAUUCCGAUUCAUCAUGAAACAUUACGAUAUUGUAGUUGAAGCAAAUGAAUUACCAACAGAACGUAAAACAACCGCAUUGACUUUAUGUGUACAUGCAUUGGAUUAUUAUCAUACUGAAAAAGAUGUAGCUAUGUUUAUGAAAAAAAAUUUUGAUAAAUUAUAUGGACCAAUAUGGCAAUGUAUUGUAGGUCAUGAAUUUGGAAUUAUCUAUCACUAAUCGAAAGUGAAGUACGUGGCGGCAGAACGUUAAGAAAAUCAAAGUAAUGAGAACGAGAACAGAGAAUGAUUGACAUGGAAACAAAAAGAAAAAAAAACAAUGACGUUUGAGACGAUUAACUGAUAAUUUGUAAAUGAAGUAUUUACUGUCUGAUUCUCAAAUUUUACUAAGAUAUUCUGUAAUUUUAUAUUCAAAUAUAUUCGAUUGUCCUCAAUUAUGUUCUUAUUCAAUACACUAUGAACAGUAUGUGUUUACAUAAAGUAGAAUCGUAUCAUUUAGCAACCAUUCAAACUACCUUCAUGAAUUAAUCAGUUAUAAAAAAAAUGUAUAAAGUUUUUGAAUUGUUGAUUAUAUAAUUUAUGUUUACA
Molecule: messenger RNA, 929 nt
Organism: Schistosoma guineensis
Lineage: Eukaryota; Metazoa; Platyhelminthes; Trematoda; Strigeidida; Schistosomatidae
Source: the annotation of a GenBank genome assembly